Molecule: messenger RNA, 1170 nt
Organism: Porites evermanni
Lineage: Eukaryota; Metazoa; Cnidaria; Anthozoa; Scleractinia; Poritidae
Source: the annotation of a GenBank genome assembly
AUGAGUUUUGAAAGCGAUACGGAACAGUCAGACGUGGAAUCGAUCGGGUCGCGCACUCACAUCUGCGAGACAAAGCUAGGAUCAGACGAAGAUGAAGAAGAUAUGUACUAUUCAGAUCCAGAAGGACCGUAUAUAGAUGAACCUAUUGCAGACGAGGAAUGGCUAACAGAAUACAACCGAGAACUAGAAGAAAUUGAAAGGAGAAACCAGGAGUUACAAAACUGCUUUGACAGGAUUGUCGAACCCGAAACUUGGUAAGUGUUCGCUCUAAUCUCUCACCUUUUAAUUAUUAGCCUGAAAAAUCUUAUCGUACUAAGAUCAUACCUUGCCGAUAAAAAGAAUAGGAUAAAAGUUGCAUUCUUCAACUUAAAUACUACGUUCCUUCUUUUUAAUUUCAAAGGUGCUCAUGUGGCAAUUGUGCUCUUGAUCGGCUGCAGAAUCCAUAAUCAUGGCUGCGUUCUAAGACAGAUUGAAGGGAGCCCAGUGCCCUGAACCUGUGAAAUCAAGGAUGCCUAGCAUAAUAUUAUAAUCUCUAAGAUUUUCUUGUCGCCGUAGAGCAGAAGUUAUGUGCUAGGGGUCACCAUGUGCUGUUAGAACACAGCCCUAUCUGAGGCUAGCUGAGCCCUCUGCCCCUCUCAAGUCACUUUUUUCUUUGGGAAAAUCUUUUUUUUUUUGGACAUCUAGGGAUUUUUACUGUUAUCAAUAUUACUGUUCUAAUCAAGAAAAUUAUAAAUAUAGCCAUUAAAGCAACAUAUUACAUCUUUUGUUGUAGAAAUAGGAACUGGGAUAGCCCAGACUUAAUGCAAUUUUGAUUUCUUUUUCUUUUUUUUUGGCUUUUCUUUUGUUUUGUUUUUGGUUUUUGGUUUUUUUCUUUUUAAUAAUCCAAUCUCAAGCAGCAUUUGUAAAUUGCCUAUGCGUAGCGAGAUUUACAAUUGUACAUUCAAAAAAACAAAUAAUGUUCCCAUUAUUAUUAUUAUUAUUAUUAUUAUUAUUAUUAUUGUUAUUGUUACAUAUUAUUAUCAUUUUAUCAGCAAUGAAGGUGGACUAAAUAUAUUUUUCCUAUUUUGCUUGCAGUAUCUGUUGUUCUUGCCCAAGAGGCAGCUGCAGCUACAGCACAGUCAUCAAGUGGAGGAAGAACAAGGAAUUGCACUGUUUGCAAAAGACUCAUGA